AUGUCCCUGUCUACUGAUCCUGUCACGGAAAUUCGUCGAUUGACCAAUUACCCUCCCCGAUCUGACUAUAAUCGUGCUCCACUACCUGACUACCUUCAUUACAAGUCGAAUGCCCAGCUAAGCCUUGAGAAUCUAUUACAGGGAAACACCAGUGUUGGUGCGCCGGCACCCCGAUCAGUCCUUGUACCAAAUACCCAAGCCCGAGAUGCUAAGCCCCGCCUUCUUCUCAUGGGGCUUCGCCGGAGUGGCAAGUCAUCCAUCGCCAGUGUAGUGUUUCACAAAAUGCCCCCUAAUGAGACUCUCUUUUUGGAGUCAACUACUAGAAUCCAGAAGGAUUCAAUUCAUUCUUUCAUGGACUUUCAAGUCUGGGAUUUCCCGGGUCAGCUCGAAUACCUUGAACCUAGCUUUGACCUGGAAGACAUCUUUGGUAGUCUUGGAGCACUAGUUUGGGUCAUUGAUGCACAGGAUGACUACCUGGACUCGGUCGCACGACUCAACAGAACUAUUUUGACAGUUCAGCAAUACUACCCCGGCAUCAACGUUGAAGUUUUCAUCCACAAAGUUGAUGGACUUUCCGAUGAGUACCGCACCGACACCUUCCAGGACAUUGUGCAGCGGAUUUCCGACGAGCUCAGCGAUGCCGGAUACGAGAAUGCGCCUGUCCACUAUUACCUCACAUCCAUCUACGAUUACUCCGUGUUCGAAGCCUUUAGCAAGGUCAUUCAGAAACUGAUCCCUAACCUCUCUACCCUCGAAAAUCUGAUCAACACCGUCGCCAACAACUGUGGCUUUGAGAAGACGUAUCUCUUUGAUGUCCUGAGCAAGAUAUACAUUGCCUCCGACACUCGCCCUGUCGACAUGGCCUGCUAUGAAAUGUGCUCUGACUACAUCGACGUAAUUGUCGAUAUUUCCGAGCUUUACUCUUGGGAUCACCCGGAGCGCAAGGCUAAAGGAGAGCAGAUUCAAGAAGCUGAGGCUCACGUCGUGCUGCACGAUGAGACCAUGAUUCAUCUUAUGGAAAUGAACAAAUACCUUUGCUUGGUGUCCGUCAUUCGCAACCCCGAGGCUAAAGAGAAACGGGGUCUCAUCGACCUGAACUGCCGUACCUUUCAAGAGGCUCUGAACGAUGUGUUCAACCGCAGCUGGGAGGUGGGUGAUGAAGUUGCUCUACUGGAAUAA
Molecule: messenger RNA, 1179 nt
Organism: Penicillium taxi
Lineage: Eukaryota; Fungi; Ascomycota; Eurotiomycetes; Eurotiales; Aspergillaceae
Product: GTR/RAG family Ras-related GTP-binding protein
Exons: 4
Coding region: 1-1179 (392 amino acids)
Biological process (GO): positive regulation of TOR signaling; cellular response to starvation; regulation of autophagy
Cellular component (GO): nucleus; Gtr1-Gtr2 GTPase complex; fungal-type vacuole membrane
Molecular function (GO): GTP binding; GTPase activity
Source: RefSeq, a predicted model, not a curated record